Molecule: messenger RNA, 5044 nt
Organism: Anas platyrhynchos (mallard)
Lineage: Eukaryota; Metazoa; Chordata; Aves; Anseriformes; Anatidae
Product: serine/threonine-protein kinase PDIK1L
Biological process (GO): protein phosphorylation; negative regulation of G2/MI transition of meiotic cell cycle
Cellular component (GO): cytoplasm; nucleus
Molecular function (GO): ATP binding; protein kinase activity
Source: RefSeq, a predicted model, not a curated record
GGGCGGGCCCUAAGAUGGCGGCCGGGGGCGGGCCCUAUAAUGGCGGCCGGGCGGCGGCAGCGCGGCAGCGCUGAGUACCUAAAACACUGGAAAUACUUGAAAGAUCCCUACUAAUAACAGGCUCUUUUGAUGUGGUCCUUACUGCCUGGUUUACUGACGUAGCGAAUUACACUUAUCACUGGCAUUCUUGCAAGCCAUUUCUGACACCCUAACUGUGAUAUUUUUUCCUUGCAUUUCAUUCUGUCCGACCAGUGAUACUUGGCCAGGCAAUUUUUUUCUGUCUAUAGGCAAUGUCCCAUUUCGGUCUGUUUGUAUGGAGGCGGUGCUGGUGUGUUUUGGUUUGUAAUCCUCAAGGGAAGCGCGCAGGGAGGCUCAUAGACCUGUGGCAGUGUUUGGGGUCUUUUUUCCUCUGUGUGUGUGUCUUGUUUUCCUUACAGAGCAAUAUACUUGUUUUUGUUGAAAUCCUUACCCUGUUGAGCAAAACUGCAAGUUAGGUGCUGGGUACAAGCUUCUGUAAUAAGUUGCUCUUUCACUUUUUUUGUAACAAUAGAGUUUAUGCAGAUGAGACCACUUGGAACAUCAUAGUAAUGUUAAAAGUCUGUGAAGUCUCCUCUUAUCUUAGAACCAGAGGAAACAAAUUAUUAAAUUCUAACAGAAAUAUUUAUCUAUGCAAUCAUCUUAAAAGACAGCUUUAUUUAAAUCUGUUACUCUUCAACCACAGCCUUGAGCUAGAACCUCGUCUCUGCUAUCCCAGGCAUGGAUGGAGAGCAUGGUAGAGUGCUGUUACUCACCUAGACACUCACAAAGGACACUGAGAGAAAGGAGUAGGAGAGUACGUGAUAAUCCUGUCUCAGCACAGUACAAUUCUAGGCUUGAAUUGUUGCCUUCCUGAAAACUGAGCUGUAUUUUAAAUCUUAACAGUCCCACCAAAAUGAUGCGCUCUUAGCUAGCCCAUAAGAGGUCCAGGUUUACAGAAUAACUUCUGAAAUAUUCUAGCACUCGAACGCAGCGUUACGUUCUGUGUGAUGCCCAGAGGUGCUGCCCUGUUAAUUGAGGGGUAUCGAUAGACCUCAUAUUGCCACACCAUAUGGGGGAAAAUGCAGCUCAGUUCUUGUGCAUAAGUUAUAGUUCUGUGGGUUUUUCCCCCUUCCCCAGAACCCUUGAUCUUGAAGAUGGUGAGUAGCCAGCCUAAGUACGAUCUAAUACGGGAGGUUGGUCGUGGCAGUUAUGGUGUGGUGUACGAAGCAGUCGUCAGGAAGACCUCUGCCCGGGUCGCUGUGAAAAAGAUUCGGUGCCAUGCUCCAGAGAACGUGGAACUAGCUCUGCGUGAGUUCUGGGCACUUAGCAGUAUCAAGAGCCAGCAUCCCAACGUCAUUCAUCUGGAGGAGUGCAUCUUGCAGAAAGAUGGCAUGGUGCAGAAGAUGUCCCAUGGCUCCAGUUCCUCCCUUUACUUACAGCUUGUAGAGACCUCGUUAAAAGGGGAGAUAGUCUUUGACCCCAGGAGCGCUUAUUACCUAUGGUUUGUGAUGGAUUUCUGUGAUGGAGGGGAUAUGAACGAGUACCUGUUGUCCCGAAAGCCGAACCGCAAGACCAACACCAGUUUCAUGCUUCAGCUCAGCAGCGCCCUGGCUUUCCUGCACAAAAACCAAAUCAUUCAUCGCGAUCUCAAACCUGACAAUAUUCUGAUAUCCCAGAGCAGGAUGGAUGCUAGCGACUUGGAGCCCACGCUGAAAGUGGCUGAUUUUGGGCUGAGCAAGGUGUGUUCGGCUUCGGGCCAGAACCCCGAGGAACCAGUCAAUGUAAAUAAGUGUUUCCUAUCAACCGCCUGUGGGACUGACUUCUAUAUGGCCCCCGAAGUCUGGGAAGGACACUACACUGCCAAAGCAGACAUUUUUGCCUUGGGAAUCAUAAUCUGGGCAAUGCUAGAAAGAAUCACGUUCAUAGACACCGAAACAAAGAAAGAACUCCUGGGGAGUUACGUCAAGCAGGGGACAGCGAUCGUGCCUGUUGGGGAGGCGCUUCUAGAGAACCCUAAAAUGGAGCUGCUCAUCCCUGUAAAGAAAAAAUCCAUGAACGCUCGCAUGAAACAGCUGAUUAAGGAGAUGCUGGCUGCCAACCCGCAGGACCGUCCUGAUGCUUUCGAGCUGGAGCUGCGAUUAGUCAACAUAGCUUUUAAAGACAGCAGCUGGGAGACGUGACCCGCCGAGCAGCCCCGUCUCCUGGUAGAGCUGCUGCUGGCCUAACCCACGGUGCGACUUGGUGGCAGUAAAAGAAACGAGCCUGGUCUGAAACCUGUGGGUUUAGUUCUGACAAUUUGGGGUUUCGUAAACUAUCAGAAUGCGGGUCGGCCCUUGUGUUAGCGCCGCGUCGAUGUGUAUAUUGCCAGGAUGUCAUACGGAGUGUGAGAUGUGACCAUGUUCGUUUGUGUACGUUGGCAGUGGGAUGUCUUAAGAGCUGAGAGUUGGUUUCCAGCCAUAUCUCCGAGUAUUUCCUACAUUCCAGUUUCCUACGUCAGUAUUAGGAACUCUCAUGGGAGAAGAGGUUUGCAUGCUGGCAGUGCAAAUCCUCAGGCUUUGUAAAGUGACUCUGUGUAUAUAUUUAUGUCCACGAGUGACUGGGAGCGUGUGCCUGUAAGCGUGUUGUUGCAUUCCAUGGAGAAAUGGCACUUCUCUUAAAUUAUUUGCUGUGGGUCUGAAUGAUUGGGGUCUGCUAGGAAACCGGCUGAGGAAGGUGGGUGAGAAGCAUCCCUUCUUCUCCAGUCCUGGGUAACUUUAUUAUUUAUUUUUGUUAAAGGUAGGGUCUGAGACUUGACUUUGUAGACAAAAUACAAUGCAAGGGUAUCAGCAGCUUUAAAAGUGCUGAGGUGGUCGCGUUUAGCACUUCCAGCCUAAUGAGCUCAUCACUGCGGGAGUCAAAUUACAAGUGUAUGCAAUCAGGUGCUGGCAUGGCAGCGAGUUCAUUAAUCAUUCAAUUCUGCUUUCCCCUACUAAUCAAAUACUUUAUUAAUCCAUUAAUCUACAGCUUCACGACGUGCUCCCUCCUUUAAACUAGAACCCAGUAGCAAACUGAGUAGUUCCAAUAGAGCUUAGAUGUGAAAAGGCAAAUCCCUGAUGAGGGAAUGCAGCAGCAUAAAGCAGUGCUCUGAAGAUUCUCCAAAAUAAUGGUUAUGGCACAGUUUCCUUGUUAAUUGGAUCUGUUACUGGUCGUGGUCUCCCUUCCUGGUGCUGCCUGUAACGUGGCAGUGACGAGGAGAUGAAGGGGUGGCUGUCUGGAACACCCCAAAUACAGGAGAAAACCCUGAGUGAUCAGUGCAAGGCAUCUCAGCUUUGUGCAGCAACCUUGGCCAGUCUUUAAGAGGAGGACAACAAAUCCAAAAAAGUAAUAUUUAAAGCCACAGCCAGUAGGAUAGGAGGCUUUGGAGCAGCUGGAAGGCUGCUUAUCCCCUCUCGUACUGCACAGGAGCAUAUUCACGUGCUCAGAUGUUUCAUUUACACUACCUGACACUGCAGGCCAGACAGAAGCUGCUUUGUGCUGGUACAAGACCUUUUUCUUUUGGCUGCGGGAACAUGACCUUUCCCAUCAAUCUGACCUUUUGAAAAUGUAGUCUUAAAAAAAAAAAAAGCAGUUUUCACUAAAGCUGCAGCAAAGGUUGUUUUUUCCUAGUAAAAUCAAUUUAAAGCUUUUUUUUUUUUUUAUUAAACCUUACCUGAAAACUGCCAUGAAAACUGGAACUCUGCCCAGGGUGAGUAAGCAGCAAAACCAACACAUUGAUGGGAAAAGCAAAGGUUUCUGAUUCUGCCAGACCUCUGAGGCCUGACAGACUGCAGCAGGGAGUUCUUACCUGCGGGUCUUGCCUGCUGCUCGUAGUCCUGGUGGCAGCAGUUACCUCAGGGUCCUUAGAGGUUAAUUCUUCUUGGUUUGCAUCACUGAACAGUGAUGCUCAGACAAAUUUUCACUGUCUUGAAGCAAAACAAUAUUUAUUUAGGGUCUGGAUGAGCUUUCUGACAUGACUUUGGGAGGAUGGUGCUGUGUCACAGCGAGGUGUUUGGGGCCAGCAGAGUGCCUCGUGCCUGAGCAGGCAGGGAUGGAGGUGAGUGCAUCGUGCUGAGGGUACGGCCUCCUGCCUGCACAGAUGUCCCUGCAGGGAGCUUUGUGUGUAAAGGAAGACUGGAAGCCUCCCUGAGUGAUGGGUGAUGAGGAGAGCUCUGUUCCCGUGUUCUAGAAGUGGAGGUCUGCUCAUUCUCCUUAUUAAAUGGGUUUGGUGCAGCUGGAGGCAGCUUGUUAGGAGGAAAGCAAACCCCUUGCUCUCUGUGCUAACACCUCUACAGCACUCACAUCCCAGCACAGUCAUUCAGGGAGGCUGUGUAAAGCUGAGGGUGGACAACAGACACAGCAUUUCAUGGCAAACUUCUGAAAAUGCAUCAACUUCCUCCUCUCUCCUGCCCACCCGACAGAAUCAGCUCAGUUAAUUCAGCUCUGUUAAUCUCAGUAUGAAUCUACUCCAGAGUACUAGUACUUACCUGUAAGGCGCUUUGCAAAUCAUUUGAUUCUCCUCGAGCACUUCAAAGGAUGAGCACCGAGCGUGCUGCCUGCCUGCGGUGCAGAAAUGAGUGCUAACAAAUGCACAAAAAAUUUGUUUUUUGACUCCCAAAGGAUGUGUUUGCACUGAUUGCCACUUUAAAGGGUGGGGGUACCUGAAAUCCCUCUCAUGGUGCUUAGCCUUGCUGUUGGGUGACCCUGAGCGUUUCCUUGGCUCAUCGAAUGGAAGUCCCUGAGGUUUGUGUUCUGUUUUUUUGUUGUCUGAGGUCUUUGUUUUUGAACCUUUGGUACAGCAAACUGUUGUAGCAGCUACAGAACUACUCACCAGCGUGACACAAAGUCAAGAUACUCUUCGGCACUCAGAAAAGGUUUUUUUUUCAAAUCUUUCUUUAAAAAUUGUAAAAUAUAUUUUGUGCAGAAUUUAUAAUGGGGGAGAUGAUUGUGUAAUUUAUUAAGUUCCUGACUUUUUUUUGAAUAAAACCUGGAUUUCGAUGACGCUUUUGAA